This is a messenger RNA of Dentiscutata erythropus, 633 nucleotides long. The record is from the annotation of a GenBank genome assembly. NCBI's taxonomy places the organism in Eukaryota, Fungi, Glomeromycota, Glomeromycetes, Diversisporales, Gigasporaceae.
AUGAACUUAGUUACUAAAACUACUAAAUGCUGUUGCUGCAUUCCCUUGAGAGGAGGGGUUAUUAUUAUAACGCUGUUAUCUUUGAUUGGAACUGUACUUAAUAUUGUCAGUGACAUAUUGUCAAUCGUAAAUGGCGGUAAUAAUAAUAAUAAAACAACUUCAAUUAUAAGCCUAAUAUUUGGUACUUUAUUCUUUCCAAUCUUUGUUUUUGGGCUUUUCGUUUUAUGUUGUGCGAAAACAGCACGUCUUUUAAGAAUUUAUUCUAUACUUUAUAACAUUUUCACGGCUAUUGAAAUUAUCGGCAUUAUAAUCUCAAUAAUUUUAUUUUUUGUAUUUAAAAACUCCUAUGUGAAUGAUUGUAUCAAUAUAAAUCAAUCUAAUGGAAGUUCUAGCAAUGAUCCAGUGGGCGAUUGUAAUCAUGAAUUUAGGGUGGUUGGAAUCGUGUUGGUUAUUAUUUACAUUAUAGUUAUUAUUCUCUUGAUUCAUUUUGCCUUGGUCAUUGCCGCUUACGCUGCAAACCGUAGAGCUAAAGAAGACAAUGCUUCUUCAGGACGCGAAGUUUCAGAAAGCAAUGUUUCUUCAGCGCAUGAAAUUUCGACACCCGGUGUUACUGGGAAAAAAUCUGAGAUUUAA